CAGAGACUCCAGCAUUUCUCUCUCAUUCACGCCCUUCGUGCUCUUCGCCUCCUCCUCUCUCUCUCUCUCUCUCUCUGCUUAGAUUUCUCUAAAGUAGAAUCGAUGGCUGGGAUUGCAGGAGCUUCGAUUUCAAUCUCUUCCCGUCCCAUGCAUCAGAAACAGGCAACAAACAUAAUUUCUAGCCUGAAAUCAAUCUCAAUUUCCAGUGGAAGGAAAAGCUUCCCAUCAGUCCGGUUGCAGCCAGUGCCACAACGCUUCCGGGUUUCCUGUGCUGCAAAAUCUGAGACCGUGGAUAAGGUGUGUAAAAUAGUCAGGAGCCAAUUGGCCCUACCAGAAGCAACUGCCAUCACCGGGGAAUCAAAGUUCUCUCAGCUUGGUGCUGAUUCACUUGACACGGUUGAGAUUGUGAUGGGACUGGAGGAGGCAUUUGGGAUCAGUGUAGAAGAAGAGAGCGCACAGAGUAUAACAACGGUGCAGGAUGCUGCAGAUCUGAUUGAGAAGCUUGUAGAACAGAAAAGCUGUUAAAGAGAAAAAUGAAAGAAAUCAGCCCCUCUGGUUCUCAUUUGUUUUCUGUCUCUUCCUUUUCAGUAUCUUUUUAAUUACGUUUUUAUUUACCCGUGAUGCCAUGGAACUUCUCUUGUAUUUCUCCAAUGAAAACAUUACUUAGUUUCUGCCCUCUUUGUUAGGAUUUUUGUUUUAGCAUCCCUCCACAUACUUUCUUGCCCUUUAAUAAUAGAAGUGGGUUUAUACAA
Messenger RNA from Magnolia sinica, 752 nucleotides. Its product is annotated as acyl carrier protein 1, chloroplastic-like. The record is from RefSeq and is a predicted model, not a curated record. Gene Ontology annotation, biological process: fatty acid biosynthetic process. The coding region runs from base 103 to 525 and encodes 140 amino acids. Gene Ontology annotation, molecular function: acyl carrier activity; phosphopantetheine binding. Lineage: Eukaryota; Viridiplantae; Streptophyta; Magnoliopsida; Magnoliales; Magnoliaceae. The transcript has 4 exons.